Cornus florida is the source of this 1659-nucleotide messenger RNA. RefSeq names its product jacalin-related lectin 34-like. The coding region runs from base 1 to 1365 and encodes 454 amino acids. Lineage: Eukaryota; Viridiplantae; Streptophyta; Magnoliopsida; Cornales; Cornaceae. Gene Ontology annotation, molecular function: carbohydrate binding. The transcript is spliced from 4 exons. The record is from RefSeq and is a predicted model, not a curated record.
AUGGCACCGAAUCAUCCGCGUUUCGGACCCUUUGGAGCCCAGGUAGGAAAUGAAUGGAAUGAUGGAACACACAACGACGUAAGGAAAAUUAAAAUACGCUAUGGUGAAAAAUCAGUGAUCUACUCCAUCCAAUUUCAGUAUCUGAACCGAAAGCCAAUAUGGAAUGACCAGCACGGUGAAAAUGGUGGAGAUCAAAAAGAAGCAUUGGUCGAAUUUCAACAGAAUGAACAUAUCGAGUCAAUCUGGGGCUACUAUAGUUCAAAUUCUGGAGUUGAAUGUGUUCAAUCUCUCACAAUUAAAAGCACUAGCGAACAAACAUGGGGACCAUAUGGCACAGAGAAGGGAAAAUAUUUCAAAAUUCCAUCCACACGUAAUUGCAAAAUUGUAGGAUUCUUUGGAUGGUCUGGUGACUAUCUUUAUUCCCUUGGAGCGCUUUUCCAUCUCUCAAAUGCACAAUUCAUACGACGCAAAAUUGUUGGGCCUCUGGGAGGCUACAGUGGAGUUCAUUGGGACGAUGGUAUUCACAGUGGAGUGAAGAAGAUUACCAUAUGGGCCGAAGAAUUCGUUAAAUCCAUACAAAUUGAGUAUUCUGGCAAUAGUGGACCGCUUUGCACGCAUGGAGAAAUUACUGACGGAAACCCUGAUCCGAUUCCAUUUAACGAAGACAAUGGAUAUCUGGUUUCCAUCGAGGGCUUCUAUAAUUCGGAUUCUGCAAUAGGUGCGAUUCAGUCACUCACAUUUCAUACCAGUACAGGAGAAUCACAUGGACCUUUUGGCACUGAAAUAGGGAAACAUUUCAAGUUUCCAUCACCAGCUUCUUCCAAGAAGAUUAUUGGACUCCAUGGAAGGUCCGGUCCUGAUCAUCUUGAGUCAAUUGGUGCAUAUUACGAACCAGCUGAUAACUUCACACCUGUUGGACCAGAAGGUGGGAAAGGCGGAAUUGGAUGGGAUGAUGGCAAUCAGUACAGUGCGGUGAGGCAGUUAAUAAUACAUUCAGAUCAUGACAAUGAGCACAGUGCGGUAAUUAACUCCAUCCAAAUUGAAUAUGAUGAUGAAUUUGGAAUCUCCGAGUGGUGUAAGAAACAUGGUGGUGAAAGCAAAGAGGGUACCAAACCCACCAAGUUCAUACUAGACCAUGACGAAUAUUUGACUUCAAUUGGUGGGAUCGUCAGGCAGUAUGGUGAUGUUGAUUGUGUUGUUUGCUCCCUUACAUUUCAAACCAACAAGAAAACAUUUUCAACAGUUGGUGUGCAAGGAGAGGUUAAUAGUUUCGAGCUUUCUGAAAAUGGUAAGAAGAUCAUUGGAUUUCAUGGGAGGUCUGGAGAUUGGCUUGAUUCCAUCGGGGCACAUCUUGGGCCAAUUUAGAUGACCCAUCCAACCUUUGAGCCACUUUAUAGCUGCUACUUAUGUAUUAAUUAGACCAAUAAACCAGUGUUUGCAUGCAUUGGAUGUGUGAGAAUAAUGGAUGCUCUGUGUUGUCCCUACUAAAGCUAGAUAGGCCAAAGUAGUGAAGGCAACACAAAGUUGCUUCCAAGUGUGUGAUUUUAUUGUGUGCUAGCUACAUACGCCUGUAUGUUUGGUUUGAUGUUGUAUCCAUCUUGUAAAAAUAUGUUGUCCCUGAUUUUGUUUAUAAAUAAAAGUUGGUGUGUUUUAAUAUUA